AUGUAUGUGUAUGGCCUGGAGGGGUACAUUGCCGAGUCCCAAAACGUGCUCAUGCAACAUUCGAUAAAGGUGCCCCAGCCCAAGCGCGCAGCCACGUCUGAAGGUGUUACAAAGGAAACGCGGGAUGACAUGCUCACGAGGAUGAGUGAAACAAUCGAUAACCUACAGACCACUAUUAGUCAAAAGGAGGCGGUGAAUCAGCGUUCCGAGGAAUCAUCUGAUGAACAUUAG
This is a messenger RNA of Serendipita indica DSM 11827, 231 nucleotides long. The record is from the annotation of a GenBank genome assembly. NCBI's taxonomy places the organism in Eukaryota, Fungi, Basidiomycota, Agaricomycetes, Sebacinales, Serendipitaceae.